AUGGGUUCGCUUUUCCGGAGUGAGGAAAUGACCUUGUGUCAGCUCUUUUUGCAAAGUGAAGCUGCUUAUGCCUGUGUUUCUGAAUUGGGAGAACUUGGACUUGUCCAAUUUCGCGAUUUAAAUCCUGACGUAAAUGCAUUCCAACGUAAAUUCGUCAAUGAAGUCCGUCGGUGCGAUGAAAUGGAGCGUAAAUUGCGGUACCUGGAGAAAGAAAUUAAAAAAGAUGGAAUCCCGAUGUUGGACACUGGUGAGAAUCCGGAGGCUCCACAACCUCGUGAGAUGAUCGACUUAGAGGCGACCUUCGAGAAACUCGAAAAUGAACUCCGGGAAGUUAAUCAGAAUGCAGAAGCGCUUAAGAGAAAUUUUUUAGAGCUCACUGAGCUCAAGCACAUUCUACGCAAGACCCAGGUCUUUUUCGAUGAGAUGGCAGACCCAAGCCGCGAAGAAGAACAAGUAACUCUUUUGGGUGAGGAGGGCCUCCGCGCUGGCGGCCAGGCUCUUAAACUCGGUUUUGUCGCUGGUGUUAUUCUGAGAGAAAGAAUACCGGCGUUUGAGCGAAUGUUAUGGCGAGCAUGCAGAGGAAAUGUAUUUUUACGUCAAGCUGAAAUUGAAUCUCCUUUGGAGGAUCCAUCAACAGUGACAGCAGCAAAAAAUCUUAAGAACUGGUUCAUCAAAGUCAGAAAAAUUAAAGCUAUUUAUCACACACUAAACUUGUUCAAUCUUGACGUUACACAAAAAUGUCUGAUCGCCGAGUGUUGGGUUCCUGUGCUCGAUAUUGAGACAAUCCAGUUGGCUCUACGUCGUGGAACGGAACGUAGUGGAAGUUCAGUGCCUCCAAUUUUGAAUCGCAUGGAGUCGUUCGAAGAUCCGCCGACUUAUAAUCGUACGAAUAAAUUUACCAAAGGGUUCCAAGCACUGAUCGACGCUUACGGAGUGGCAUCAUACCGCGAGAUGAACCCCGCGCCUUACACCAUUGUCACCUUUCCAUUUUUAUUCGCAGUCAUGUUUGGAGAUUGCGGCCACGGCGCGAUAAUGUUCUUUUUUGGUCUCUGGAUGAUCUUGAAGGAAAAACCUCUAUCAGCUCAAAAAUCUGAUAAUGAAAUCUGGAACAUCUUCUUUGGCGGUCGCUACAUUAUAUUCCUGAUGGGGUUGUUCUCCAUGUACACCGGGCUUAUAUACAACGACAUCUUCUCAAAAUCUCUCAACAUAUUCGGUUCCUACUGGGAGGUAAACCUAGACUGGAAGACCAUCAACACCAACAAAGGUCUCUCUCUAGACCCGAAGCCAGAUUACGUUGGACACCCGUAUCCUCUGGGUAUGGACCCUGUCUGGCAGCUGGCAGAAAACAAGAUCAUAUUUUUGAACUCCUACAAAAUGAAGAUAUCAAUCAUAUUCGGUAUAAUCCAAAUGUUGUUCGGUGUAAUUGUCAGUCUGAAAAACCAUCUUUACUUCAAAAGAUCGCUUAAUGUAAUCUACGAGUUCAUACCCCAGGUUUUUUUCUUGGUGUGCUUAUUCCUGUAUAUGUGUCUGAUGAUGUUCAUUAAGUGGUCUUCAUAUUCAGCGACCAACCCGGAUCCCUACAGCACUCACUGUGCGCCUUCUAUUUUAAUAACAUUCAUCGACAUGGUUCUCUUUGCAUCUCCGAAGGAAAAAGAUCCCAAGGACCCUUGCGACAAGUUUAUGUACGGCGGUCAGUUUGGACUUCAACGGUUCCUCGUAGUGAUUGCACUGCUCUGUGUACCGGUGCUGCUGCUCGCCAAACCUAUCAUGAUAAUGCGCGGACGUAAACAGCAUCAGCAGUUAAACAAUCACGGCCAGGAAAACGGAGAUGUUGAAGGAGCCGGUGCUGUUGUGCAGAAUCCAGUACACAGAGAAGAAGAAGAGAUGGGUGAAAUUUUCAUUCAUCAGGGUAUUCAUACUAUUGAAUUUGUGCUCGGUAGUAUUUCACAUACUGCCUCUUAUUUACGCCUCUGGGCUCUUUCACUUGCUCAUGCCCAAUUGUCUGAAGUACUAUGGAACAUGGUAAUGAAAAUAGGUCUUACUAGUGGUGACUGGUUUGGAGGAGUAGUUUUGUGGGUAUUGUUUGCCUUUUGGGCAGUAUUGACAGUCGGAAUUCUUGUUCUCAUGGAAGGAUUGUCAGCUUUCCUCCAUACUUUACGUCUUCAUUGGGUCGAGUUCCAAAGUAAAUUCUACGAAGGUACUGGCUAUACUUUCAGCCCAUUCUCCUUCGAAAUAAUUUUAGAGUCUGCUCAGACUACUACCGAAGAGUAA
Messenger RNA from Cotesia congregata, 2271 nucleotides. The record is from the annotation of a GenBank genome assembly. NCBI's taxonomy places the organism in Eukaryota, Metazoa, Arthropoda, Insecta, Hymenoptera, Braconidae.